AUGCUCACAGCUGUGACUUCUCCCUUCCCUCUGCCCCAUCCCCUUCUCACAGAGUCCAGGGUCUGCUUUGUCCCUCCGGAGACUCCUCAGGUCGAAUCCAACCCUCCAUGCUGCCUCACGCUGCAGGAGAAGCUCCUGUCCCACUACAGCAGCCGGCUGGCCGUGCCCGAGGUGCAGGUGUCCCUCGCCCUGCAACUGGCCAGAGGAAUCUGCAUCCAACUGCAGAACUUCCUGCGGAGCAAGUGCCCGGAGCUGCCCUUCAGCAGCCUCUUCCUCAGCGGUCCCCUGCUCGAUGGCCUUGGGGCUGUCACAGCUGACCACAUCCACCUCAUGCUGCCAGUGGUCCUCGACACCACGCUCUGGAGCCUCAUCCCAGGAGAGGACACCGUGGUGAGGAACCCCCAGUAUUGGAUGAUCAAGAGGACUGAUCUGGAGUAUUUCCCUCGUGGGUGCAGCCCCUGGGACAGGUUCAUCGUGGGUCGGUACCUCUCCUCCAACGCACUCAUUGAGACCCUCCACAAGAUGCUGGUGGCCUCCAUCAACUGGCCUGCCAUCGGUAGUCUGCUGGGGAGCAUCAUCCACCCGGUUGUGGCCUCCCAGGAGCUGAAGCUGGAUGUCAAACAUGAUCAGGUCAAGCUGAGCAUCACCCUCUUCCCAGUGGUGGAAAUGGAACAUAAGGUUCUUCUGGCUGCUCCUCCUGAAGGACUGGUGGAAAACCUUUGGCUUGAGAGCUUUUACAGGGCAGAGGUGUUGAAGGUGAAGGAGCUGGAUGCUGGUGACCACGGGGCUCGGCAGCGCUGCCUGCGCAUCCUGAACGGCGUCUGCAAGAGCCACCCCACCCUGCACAAACUGAGUGGCAGCCCCCUGACCCACGUCAUCCUUCACCUCAGUGCCACCAGUUUAGACUGGGCAGAAGAAAGCCUUGCUGACAGGUUCCUGGAGGUGCUUGAGGAGCUGGUAGGUUACUUGGAGAAAGGGGUCCUGCCUUCUUAUUUCAACCAUAAAAUCAACCUCUUCUGCGAGCUGUUGGAGGAGGAAAUUGAUGAGAUGGGCUUCAUGCUCUACAGUGCCAUAUCUGA
Messenger RNA from Antrostomus carolinensis (chuck-will's-widow), 1079 nucleotides. It is a transcript of the gene MIEF2, whose product is annotated as mitochondrial elongation factor 2. The record is from RefSeq and is a predicted model, not a curated record. The annotation marks the transcript as partial. Gene Ontology annotation, biological process: mitochondrion organization; positive regulation of mitochondrial fission. Lineage: Eukaryota; Metazoa; Chordata; Aves; Caprimulgiformes; Caprimulgidae. Gene Ontology annotation, cellular component: mitochondrial outer membrane. The transcript has a single exon.